CCCCAGCCUCGCCACUCAGCGGUGUCCAGCUCAGGCUCGCUCCGGCUCUUCUCCCUCCAGCCUCGCUGAGAUCCCAGCUCGACCCCAGCCAUGAGGUUCCUCUGCCUCGUCCUCGCCGUCUUCCUGCUGGUCUCCCUGGCCGCCCCAGGCUACGGGCAGGUGAGGAAGUACUGCCCUAAGGUCGGGUACUGCUCCAGCAAGUGCUCCAAGGCGGACGUGUGGUCCCUGUCCUCCGACUGCAAGUUCUACUGCUGCCUGCCGCCCGGCUGGAAGGGGAAAUAAGGGCUGAGGAAGGAGCCCCCGGGGACGAGGAGGCAGCUCGGUGGCUUUGGGAGCGGCUUCUCGACUGUCGAACCCAACUGUCAUCCCCUCCUCUCAGUAAAUAAAAAGAGACAAAAAGAUGUAACUCCCA
This is a messenger RNA of Cygnus olor (mute swan), 412 nucleotides long. Its product is annotated as cygnin. Lineage: Eukaryota; Metazoa; Chordata; Aves; Anseriformes; Anatidae. Bases 91 to 282 code for a protein of 63 amino acids. The transcript is spliced from 2 exons. The record is from RefSeq and is a predicted model, not a curated record.